This is a messenger RNA of Bombyx mandarina (wild silkworm), 7154 nucleotides long. Its product is annotated as Formin homology 2 domain containing. Gene Ontology annotation, biological process: cortical actin cytoskeleton organization. Gene Ontology annotation, molecular function: actin filament binding. The record is from RefSeq and is a predicted model, not a curated record. Gene Ontology annotation, cellular component: cytoplasm; cytoskeleton. NCBI's taxonomy places the organism in Eukaryota, Metazoa, Arthropoda, Insecta, Lepidoptera, Bombycidae.
CGCCCGCCCUACACCACGCACACACCUCGCACACAGAUUUCAGACACGAGUAAAUUAAGCAGACAUCAAUGGAAGCGGGUUAAGGCUGUACCAGGAUGUCUUUUCGAAAUUAUAGCGAUUCAACAUCGUACGGUCGAAGUCGAGAUACAGGCAGAACGAAUACGACAAGUACAUCAACAGAGCGACCCACGACAGUCACCGCGAAAUAUAUCAAUGCCACUCCAUCGUACAAGUCGUCCAGCAUACCCAUUCUUUCCCAUGGCUCAGAGCGCUCUUCUUCUAAAGAUGAAACACCUAUUUCAAUUAUUGCUAGCAGAUACGCUAACUACAAUAAACCGGAAAAAUCGAUACCAAAAUAUGAAAAGAAAGAUUACAGCAAAUUGUCGAUACCCUCAAUUACUACAAGUAGAGACAAAAGUCGCGAUGCGAGUCCAGUUUCGGCAACGUCAAAGUACAGUCUCACUCGUCCAUCAAGACACCUAAGUCCAGACAGAAGGACAGUGAAGACCUUCAAAGAAAAAUCUCGAGAUAUCAGCCCCAAAGAUCUCGAUAAAAACAUUCCAAGUAAGACUGAAAAGUCUACAGGCUACAGCAGCUUGUCAAAUUACAAAUUAUACCCUCGGACAUCAAGCUAUACAAGACCUGCCAUUAAAACUGAAUCCAAGCCUGAAGUUACUGUUAAUAGAUAUGCUAUUGCCAGCCGAUUAUCAACAAGCUACCUAAGAAGUCCGCCCACAGUAAAACGAACAUCAGUGUCGCCAGUACAUCAUGUUGAAGCACCGAAAACUGCAGUUGAAAAAAUAACAUCUCCAACAAUUGUGGUGGAAGAGAUACGAGAGCCUCAAAAGGAAAAUGAGCAAGAUGAGCAUUUUAAUGAUUUACAAAAUGUCAGUAACCCGACUGAAAUUGAAACUUUAACUGUGAUCACAAGACACACUUCUCCCACCCCACCUGGUUCUUCCGCUUAUGUUCGUAGUAGAAGAGCUGACAUGGCUAAAACAAUAGAGAAAACCAUUACACGUAUUAAAAAUAGGCCGCAAAUGUGUAACAAAGAAGUUCAAUCGGACAGAUUAGAUGAUCCUACUAGAGCCAGUAGAUUCGGAAGCGCAUCAAGAACUAGUACAACAAAUUGGUCGUAUUAUUCACCAAGCUCUAAUAAUUACACUGGAUACGCCGGUAGGUAUUCAACACAAUACUCAACCUUACGAGAAAAUUCCAAUGGUAUUUCCUAUAAUGAUAGGAGUAGUAGAAGCCGUAGCACUGAAAGAACAUCCGCUGAUUUCAAUAACAGUACUUCAAAUUCAGAUAGUAACAAAGAAAAAAAUAUAUGUCACAAAGUACAACCAGAGUCAAGUGAAGACGUUGUUGCCGUUUGUGAGCAGAAUAAAAGUGAUGACACAUCUGAAAUUAUUAUAAACGUUAAUCUGAAAUUAAAAAGGGCAAAAAGUCCAACGUCUGCUCCUGAGUUAGUAUCUCCGGAAAUUACCAUAACAAAUAGUCAACUACCACCUCAAGCACCUAAAGCAGAUGCAGUUACUAAGCUUAAAAAACCUAAAAUACGAAAAUCAAGUACGGAUUCGUCAACGGAUUCUAUAUCCAAAAAAAAAGUUAUAAAAAGAAGAAGUAAAUCUGCAAGUUCUACUGACUCAGACCUAUGUGCUGAACAGAUGGAAAAAUCUUCUAUUGCAUCAAAUAAAAGUCUACAAAAAACUUCAUCAAAUAAUUUACAAAACGGUCCAAAAUUAAAACAUUCCAAAUCACGAGACAGUAAUAGCCCUGAAUCAAGUAUAACACUAUCAACUCAGUCAUCUGUCAGUGAAGAUGAAAACCUUUCCAAAACUCACUCUAAAACCCAAGAAUUAUCUAGAACAUCUGCUGAUGAAAUCUCUAUACCAACGGACCGGUCUGGUAGACAGACUUCACCACAUUUAACCCAGAAUAAUGGUGCGGAAGAAGCCAAAUCGUUUUUAAUUAGAGCUUUGGCUCCUGUUACGAAUCUUUUUAAAAUGAAACAUAGUGAUUCUUGUGAUAGUAGUCGGUGGCCAGAAAAUUCAAAUUCUGAAUCAACCAGCAAAGAUGUUUCCAACCUUAUAACGGAGAGUGAUAAAUCUAGUAAGAGUAAAAAUAUUAUCGCUUCCAACGACGAUGGUUUAGUAAGAUUAAAAGCUAUAAGAUCUGUUGAUUCGGGUGACCGAAGUAGAUGGCUAGAAUCAGAUUCGGAUAAGAAGUUUUCACCAAGAAAUAAUCACCAGAGUUCAUCUGACAAAAAUAUACCGAAAAUGAUACGGCACGUCGAAUCGGGAGAGAGAGCAUGGUGGCUUGAUUCUAGUAGUGAUAGCAAAAAAGAUCAAGUUCAAGUGAGUAGCACGGAUAGCUCCGAUCCCAAUCAAGCAUUUAAAAAGUAUAAACUUGCAGACGAAGAGAAACCCUGGUGGCUCGACAGUAAUGCAAAUAUACCAGAAGGUAUUGAGCGACUUACUCCUCCAAGAAAGUCGACUAGUGAGAGUGACAAAAAUGAGAAGUACAACUUUUUCAAAGUUCGUCGUAUAGAAUCAGGAGAUCAAAAAGAUUGGUGGUUAACAAGCAACGAGAACUCUUUAAGUGGAAAUAAACUUGAAAGUCACAGCUUAAGCAAAUCUGGAUCUGACAGAAGCUUUCCUUUGAGACGAAUACGUCAUAUUGAAUCUGGAGAGAGACCUUGGUGGUUGUCGAGUGAUAAAAACAUUCCAGAAGGUAUAGAAAAACUACCUACACCUCCACCUCAACAGGAAAGUGAUUCUUCAGAUUCGGAGGAAGUGCAAGUUUACAUUCCUCCCUCACAUGUACCUCCGUUUCCAUUGCAUUUACCAGACGAUGAGCCUUUAGGUGAUAGAAGAAGUCCCGAAGGAUUGGAAACUCCUAGAGAAAAUGAAAAUUACAGAGGACGUACUUCGCCUUACGAAAAUAAUCGGCAAUGCAGAAGAAGAAGUUCUGCAAAUGCCUUUCAAAAAGUAGACAGAUAUAUCUCACGGUACACUGAUAUUGAUGACAUUCUGGGAACCUCUGGUCAAAUAUAUAGCCCUUUCAUGGAUUCUAUAUUGGCCAGAAGAACUGGUCAGACCCUACUGGACGAAGACGUAUGCGAAGAAAUCGACCCUACUCAAGUUAGAAUUCAUGAUAGCACUGCCCAGCGCCCUGUGAUCAAGAAGAUAGGAUCCAGGAGCGAUAUCAUUGACUACAACAACGAGGAUCAGCUUGACGAUGCGACUUUGCAAGUCUUCAAGGAUGGAGAUUAUGGACCGUAUUUAGACCUGGACUCCACAUUGGGUGAACAAGAUGAGGAGCUUGAAGGACUUCAAGACAAUCGCAAAAAUGCACUGGUUCUUCGCACCCAGCUGUCUGUGCGCGUACAUUCCAUUAUGGAACGCUUGCUACACUCUCAGGGUCGUGAGCUCCGGCGAGCUCUGUUCUCCCUCAAACAGAUUCUACAGUCGGACAAGGAUCUGGUCCACGAGUUUGUCGCCAACAAAGGUCUCGACUGUCUGAUGCAAGUUAGCAACAUGGCUGAUCAUAACUAUCUGGAUUACAUACUCAGGGCCCUCGGACAGAUUCUUCUAUAUGUCGACGGCAUGCACGGCGUCAUGGGUCACGAGGGGUGCAUUCAAUGGCUCUAUUCGUUGAUCUCGAGCAAAUUCAGGCACGUCGUGAAAACCGCCCUCAAGCUACUUCUCGUCUUCGUCGAAUACACAGAGAAGAACUGUCUUCUGUUGAUCGACGCCAUAAUCGCAGUGGACGGUUCCGCUGGCUACCAGCCGUGGCAUAACAUCAUGAAAAUACUACAGGACUUCGACGCUUCCGAUACAGAGUUGCUUAUAUACGCAACUACCCUAAUAAACAGAUGCUUGAACAAUGUUCCGGACAGAGACACGUAUUAUGAUCAAGUAGACGCUCUACAAGACCAAGGGAUGGACGAUAUUAUUCAGUUGUACAUGACGAAGCAAGGUACAGACUUGGACCUUUUAAGGCAGCUGCAAAUCUUUGAAGCGGUGUUGCUGUAUGAAGAUGGCGACGAAAGCGGAACGGCACUACAGCAACUUGAUGAAUCGGUUAUCUCGUUGGUACGAAGGCGAAGUCUUAAUUUAAAUACGUCCGAGAUGAGGAAGUCCAAGAAACAACAAAUGCGAGAAAAAGCGAGGCCUCCGGUCAUCACUCAUCCCGAGCCCGAAACUAAAAUCGCAAAUAACCAACGCACGUCAUUCCUUCCAUCCAUAAUGGACAAUAAGGAAAACAAAGAUCUUAGCGCUGCACUGAGGAGGCGCAGAGAUCGCUACGCCAGACAAGCGCACCAUAUAAUACAACAACAGGAGAUGUUGAACAACUCGAACACGAUUUACAAUGGUCUGUUUGGUGCCACCAAUGGAACGUACUCAACACCGAAUGGGACUACUAAUGGGAAUUGCAAUGGAACUUACACAAGUAUUAAAAAUUAUUCGAACGGAAGCUUGAAUGGGAAUCAUUACGCCAACGGUGUCAAUGGGCAUCUGGAUGACGAAGAACCAUACGCUAACAGAACCACGAGGAGUCUAAACCAAACCGAUGCUUUAAAGAACGGAAACCAAAGAUAUACCGCGGGGCUGAAACAAAGAAUUCAAAAUGGUACACUCGGUCACAGCGUCAGUGCUGUAGACGCUCUCGCAGCAAUGCGGCAGAAGCAGCUUGACAGUACACCCGAAGCCAAAGACGACCGGGGCAUCAUAAUCAAUAGGGAGCACAGCAUUAAAGACUUAGCCCAACGUCUGACUAGCCCCGUAAGCCCUACUACUGAAGAAAAACCCUUAAGGGUCUCCGAAAUGGCUGGAAUAGUAUCUAAAGCCAAAGAGGAAUUAGCGAAAUCUCAAUCUAAAGAAGUUAUCAAAAGUCCAACAAUAGAGAAAUCUCAGAAAGUCCACGAAAUCAAGGUAUCCGAAAACGACAUUCACUGGGAAGAACUGAAAAAAGGGUGCCUCAAUAGAGAAUUCCAUCUUUGCGACCUAGAUUUUUCGGAUCUGAGACACGAUUCUGAAGAUGAUAUGUUAUAUCCGGCUGUGAGCGCUGCUAACGGCCCUCCCCCUCCGCCUCCCGGAAUGUUUCCGCCCAUAGGAGCCCCUCCGCCUCUCCCGGGCUGUUUCCCCAUCGUGCCCAAAAACAACGUACCAAUACCGCCUAAGCCCUCUUUGUCAUCGGAACUAUCAAAUAAUUCCGACAGUUCAACAAUUAAAAAGAACAAGAAAACAGUGAAAUUGUUUUGGAAGGAAAUACAAGAGAAUCCGGUACCUGUGACCGUUAGACCUAAAGUAGGCGGCUUUAUAUGGGACGACUUACCCAGCAUCGAUCUGGACACAGCAAUGCUGGAGCAUCUUUUCGAAUCGAGAACCAAUGAUUUGAUAAUUAAGGAGAAAUUAAUGGAGCCAAAGAGAAACCUAAUCUUAGAUGCUAAAAGGUCCAACGCGAUAAAUAUUGCGAUGAAGAAAUUACCGACGCCACAGACCAUAAAAGCAGCUAUCAUGAAAAUGGAUGCCACAGUUAUCGGUAGAGAGGGAAUUGAAAAACUCCUGACGAUGUUGCCUACUGAAGAGGAGAAAGUGAAAAUACAAGAAGCACAGUACGCCAAUCCAGAUUUACCUCUUGGAAGCGCAGAGCAAUUCCUACUUACCUUAGCGUCCAUCAACGAGCUGUCAUCGCGACUAAAGCUAUGGGUCUUCAAGCUGGACUUUGAUAACUUAGAGAAAGAGAUAGCAGAACCAUUAAUGGACUUGAAGCAAGGUAUAGAACUGUUGAAAGUAAACAAAACUUUCAAAGUGAUACUAUCGACCCUGAGGUCAGUCGGCAACUUCUUGAAUGGAAGCCACGUGAAGGGCUUUCGACUGGAGUAUUUGUCUAAGGUCAUGGAGGUGAAAGACACUGUGCACAAACACCCGCUUCUCUAUCAUAUUUGCGAAAUGAUCAUUGAAAAGUUCCCGGAUAGUACCGACUUCUUUAGUGAAGUUGGCCCAGUAAUCCGAGCAUCUAAAGUGGACUUCGAUAUACUCAGCGUAAACCUUCAAAAGCUAGAGUCUGACUGUAAGGCUUCCUGGGACCACAUGAAGAGGGUAGCCAAACACGACAGCUCGCAGAUAUUCAAGACGAAGAUCAAUGAAUUUCUCACCGACGCCGCUCAAAGGAUUAUAUUACUGUCUGUCAUUAAAAAGAGAGUCAUGAGCAGAUUUGGGAAAUUAUUGCUGCGGUUCGGCGUUCCACCUUCGGAUAUUGCGAAAACAAAACCUUCAGAGUUCCUAAAAGUCAUAGCGGAAUUCGCUUUAGAGUACCGCACUACGAGAGAAAGAGUCCAACAGCAGAUGGAGAAAAGAGCAAAUCAUAGGGAGAGGAACAAGACCAGAGGCAAAAUGAUUAUUGACGUCGGGAACUAUUCGAACAAAAACGGAGACCACACUGCUGAUCACGCCCUAAAGGAACUCCUGAAGACAGAUCCUGAUACUGACAGCCUCACUGAAGGGAGACGCAAGUCACAGGCCUCCACUAACAGAAUGCUAGUCAACGGAGAUCUGUCAGCCGACGACGAGAUCAUUGAGAGUUUGGUGCGAUCCGCCACAUCCAAACGCCGAACUGCCCCUAGAGAACGGAGAAGGAAUCGAAUGUCCGACAAAAAGAACUGGAACAGAACUCUGGACGGACAUCAGUCCUGGCCCAGAAGAGAAAGUAGUCCAGGAUCAACUGCCGAGAUCCAGCAGAGAUAGUCAACAAGAAAAUUGUCUUUAGUUUAACCUACUUGUAAAUUAUUAUUUAUUUAAGAAUCAAACAGGGACGUACUCGUGCUACUUGAAGAACGAAGAACUUAAUAUUAUUAAAGUAUCGUAACUUUUAUAAUUUUGUUAACAACAAACAAGGUGAAUGACUUGAUACCGCUAACAACCUGAUUAGCGUCUUUACUAUCAGUUUUUGUCACAUGUUAUUUUGAUUUACUUUAUGUAAUUUUUAUAGUUUUACUGCGUUUACGACACAAAUUAUCCGCAAGGUAGUGUUAACGAAAAUCAAUAUUUCGACGCUUGAAAGGCAAACGUGACUAAGCGACAAUGCGUGAACUUUACAGUAGACUAAUUUAAAGUUGAAAUACCUGAAAUCAAAAUUUAUUUUAACGA